UUUGUUCUGUUCCGUUGAUGGUUGACGGGCGCGGUAUGCGCCUCGGCUCUGCCUCUAGUUAAGGUAUAGGUGCAAACGAAUGUGUCUAAACUCGCUAUAAUUUUCAUUAUAUCAACAAUAAGUAUUUGUUAACGAUUCGACUGCCUGCGGUUCAGAAAUAACGAUUAAAUAUAAACGUUGCAGUUAAUUUCUUCCAAAAAUGCGGGAGUACAAAAUAGUAGUGUUAGGUUCUGGUGGUGUGGGAAAGUCUGCGCUUACAGUACAGUUUGUGCAAGGAAUUUUCGUAGAAAAAUAUGACCCAACGAUAGAAGAUAGCUAUAGGAAACAAGUAGAAGUUGAUGGACAGCAAUGCAUGUUGGAAAUUUUGGAUACAGCUGGAACAGAACAAUUUACGGCGAUGAGGGAUUUGUAUAUGAAGAAUGGCCAAGGAUUCAUUCUGGUAUAUUCAAUCACAGCUCAGUCGACAUUUAAUGAUUUACAAGAUCUUAGAGAACAGAUUUUAAGAGUUAAGGAUACGGAUGAUGUUCCCAUGGUGUUAGUUGGUAACAAGUGUGAUUUGGAAGAAGAAAGAGUUGUAGGGAAAGAACAAGGAAGUAGCCUGGCCCGACAGUUUAACUGUGCCUUUAUGGAAACCUCUGCCAAAGCAAAAAUUAAUGUUUAUGAUAUAUUUUAUGACUUAGUCCGACAAAUCAACAAAAAAUCUCCAGAAAGGAAACAAAAACAGAAAAAGAAAUCGAUUUGUGUGCUUUUGUAAUUGGUAUGAUUACUUGGAACCAAAAAGUAUGUUAUAAAAUUCAUUACUCAAAGACUUGAGAACAUCAAAAGGUGUAAUAGUGUAACAACGCAGAGCAGAGGCAAGUGCGUGGACUUGCAGUGAAAUUAAUUAGUUAAAUAAAUCAAUUAUAAUUUUAAUCUAGCUCCGAAUUUUGUGAAGCCAUCUAAAAAUUAUCAAAUUUAUAUUAUGGUUUCAUUUCAUCUUAAUAUUUUUCCAAGGUCAAGGUUGUUAUUGUAAUACUAGUUGCAAUUUUAGACAUAGGGUAUUUGUAAUACUGCCAAUAUUGUGGUGUCAAAUAGCGAUAGUUUUGCGAACUAGUGCAUAUUUUAAAGACAAUAUUUCAAGAUUCAAUAAUUUUUCACUUACACCUUUUUGUAAUGACUCACUAGACAGUGUAGAAUGUGAAGUGUCAUACAUUCGCGUCGACAGAAUCCCUUUGGUGCUUUUCUGAUCUUCGUCGCUGUCUAUUUGGGAUUUUCUUGUUGACAGUGCUCCUUAUUUUAUUUUGUAUCUCCAUGGCGCAUGUCCCCAUGCUAAGAAUCUAUUAUGAUAUUGGGCAGUGAUAGCUGGUAGAUAAUAUACUACCCCUACUAACAUAAAAAUUGAUGCGCCUGAGUUGGCUAUUAUAUUUUCAUAGAGAUGCUCUUUGCUCCAUUUUCUUUACUUAACUCCUUUUUGCUUGAAAAUUUCAUGUGGGCAUAUUUUGGAAAAAUACUGCCCUAAAAAUGUUGCGUCCAUGCUUAUUGACGAUCUAUCAGCGGCCGUGUUGGUUAUUGAAUGCAGGUGUCAUUGGUGAAAACCAGUGAUUUUAAAUCUCGCGCAUGCGCAUGUUGAAUGGAUCUUAAUUUUUUUAUUUGUAGAAGUGCUUGUAUUGUUAGCAUUGGCAGGGUCUUUGUAACUCUGAUAGAUGUGUAGUUUCUGCAUAGCAUGAAUUUGUUAAUUAUUACUCUGUUUUAUUGUUGUUGACUUUAAAAGAAAUUGAAUAUUUUGACCUGCUACAAUUUUAAUUUUAACGCAUAUAUCACUAUUCCAUCUAUCACUUCAGGACAGAACAAAACAAAAAAUUAUCGGGGCCUUGAGCAAAAGACGCAACAAUAACAUUUUUUCGAGGAAUUUUCGUAAAAAUUGAACUUAUUUGCACUGGUUUGCAUUUCAAUCGUUUCGAUGUAGCAAUCUGCUCGUGUGGGGUCAACACGUUGGUUUAAAUCAUUUCAACUACCUUCGUUAGCAUCGUUUUUGACACUAAUUGGGAUACCUCACUUAUCUUUAAAUAUAUAAAGAUGCAGCUUUAGUGGUAGUGCGCUAAAAAUAUGGUCUAGGAAAAUUCCACUUGUGCUAUCUUUCUAUCUUUAAAGAUAAGCAAUACCCUGGUUUAUUUGAAAUUAUAUAUACCUGACACGUUCUUUACAAUCAUAUUUUGUUAUAAAACACCCUUAAUCAUAAUUGAUAGGUGAGCACGCUUAUCGCAUAAAGAUAGUGUAUCAUAUAUUUUCUUAAAGAAUUAUUCUAUAAACCAAUAAUGUUGAUAAUAUUAUCCCUUGUUUUCACAUAGUGAUUCACGGAUGAAAAAAUGUCAUGAAAAAUUGUUUCUUUAUAUCAUCCGUCCUAAACGUCUGCCAGAUUUCAAGCGCAAUUCAACAAAUGAUCGGAUCAUAUCCUGGAAUAAUUUUUCACCACGUUAUGGCUUUGUUAUCGAUAAACCUAGAUAUAAUUUUUUAAAUGAACAAGAGUACCAAUAUUAGCCGAAAACGUUUUUGGUGCAUCAUUUGAUGGAGUAACAAUUUAGCACCUGUCGCGAUUUUGAUCUGAACUAGAAAACUCUAGAUUAGUCUAUUGUAUUUAAUAAUUAGAAAGUACCAAUUAGCUUAAUCACCUUGUGUAUAUGUUUCAAAGUAUCGCUUCUAAUUGUGUUUAUGUAUUCUUUCUGGAAUGAUUUCGGUCGGUGCAAAGAUGCAGUUGCAAGAACAAAUAAUUUUUUCCAAAAUUAAAUUGUAUAUAUAACAUGUCGAAGUGAAAGGCCCGCUAAAGGAGGUACAUAUAUUCAAUAACCACUUUGACACAGAUAUCAGAAUAUCAAAUUUAGGAUAGGCAUAGGGAAAGCAUAUUCGGCUGCUGUUUUCGCACCUGCCUUUUGCACGAUUCUGGUCGAACAUCUACUUUCCACCUGAGAACGUAAGACACUUAUACCAAUUUUUAUGCCAUUAUGUUAAGAAUAUAAUGUAUAGGUAUCUAUUAUAAUAAUAUAUUUUGUAACAAAACUUUCUUUCAGGUUAAUAAUUCAUUUACAAUAGGUGUCAAAACGUGUUUCCAUUAUGUUAAAAAGAACUGUAUAAAUUGUUUUUCUAGUGUUAAUAUAUAGAUGUAUUCUAUAAUGCUAAAUACAUUUCAAAGUAUUUGGAGUUGUUGCUAUUUUGAU
Cylas formicarius (sweet potato weevil) is the source of this 3191-nucleotide messenger RNA. RefSeq names its product ras-related protein Rap1 (gene Rap1). Gene Ontology annotation, cellular component: plasma membrane. Gene Ontology annotation, molecular function: GTP binding; GTPase activity; GDP binding. The coding region runs from base 200 to 754 and encodes 184 amino acids. The transcript is spliced from 5 exons. Lineage: Eukaryota; Metazoa; Arthropoda; Insecta; Coleoptera; Brentidae. Gene Ontology annotation, biological process: cellular response to cAMP; Rap protein signal transduction; negative regulation of synaptic vesicle exocytosis. The record is from RefSeq and is a predicted model, not a curated record.